Molecule: messenger RNA, 1005 nt
Organism: Caenorhabditis remanei
Lineage: Eukaryota; Metazoa; Nematoda; Chromadorea; Rhabditida; Rhabditidae
Exons: 4
Coding region: 1-1005 (334 amino acids)
Molecular function (GO): structural constituent of cuticle
Source: RefSeq, a predicted model, not a curated record
AUGGAUAAUAAAGUGAAAUAUUUACUGAAUGGAAUUGUAUUUUCUUGCUCUGUGGCUAUCGUGGUUGCAAUUUUUGGAUGUGGAUUCAUACUUUCUGACAUAUCAGAAUUUCAGAAUGACAUUAAAGAUGACUUAAAGCAAUUCCAAUUCUAUUCAUCUGAUUCCUGGAAUGUGAUGCUCAGCGGGAAAUCUAUUGGCUUCCGUGUUCGUCGGCAAUAUCAAAGUGCUCCAGUUGGUGGCGGAGGACAGAUUGAAGAUGGAACAUGUCAAUGUGCUGAACAAUCAACUGGAUGUCCUCCAGGGCCACCUGGAGAACCUGGAACCAAAGGAUAUCCAGGAGAUUCCGGAACACCUGGAGAACCUGGGCAACCUGGUGCUCCCGGCGUUGCAGAAUUACACGAAUCAAUGAAAAAUGGUUGUAUUUCAUGUCCGGUGGGACCGCCUGGAACAGUUGGGCCUGAUGGACCUCCAGGUCCACCUGGUCCAAGUGGGAAUGCAGGAAAUUCUGGACCUGCAGGUCCUGCGGGACAACCUGGACCACCUGGAGGGCUGGGACCACCAGGACCAAAUGGGAAUCCAGGUUUACCGGGAGAUGCUGGAGCUCCAGGAGCACCUGGAUCUAGGCUUUCAAAUCCACCGGGACCACCAGGAAUAAUAGGACCAAUGGGACCACCUGGGCCACCUGGAAACGAUGCACAGUUCAGCAAUGGCCCUCCAGGACCGCCUGGGCCUAUCGGACCGCCUGGAAACUCUGGACCAAAUGGUACUCCAGGUCAAAAUGGAUCAGCAGGUGCUGAUGGUUCACCAGGAGAUGAUGCACAAUAUUGUCCAUGUCCGUCGAGAACUCCAAAUUUGGCAGUGAAUGGGUAUCAUAAUGAACAACAACAUCAUGAGCAACAACAUCAUGCCGUGGACACUGCAUUUGGUUUCUCGAAAAAGAAACUGUUUAGAAUGAAGAAGAUGUUGAAGAAUACUCAAAAGAAAUUCACUUCAGCAAUUGCAUAA